AUGCUCCUCCGCACAACCUAUGCCAGGACGGCUGCUCUCCGUCCCCUCCGAGCCACUUUUUCCACCACUGCCCGAGCCAUGGGCGAGGGAGACACCGGCGCGCCCCCAAAGAUGGGCGGCCAAGGUGACGCCUUUCAGCGACGCGAAAAGGCCAGUGAAGACUAUGCCAUCCGCCAGCGCGAGAAGGAGAAGCUCCUGGAGCUCAAGAAGAAGCUUGCUGAGCAGCAGCAGCACCUCGAUCGUCUGUCCAAGCAUAUCGACGAAAUCACAAAGGACCAGGGCGGCGAGCAGAAUUGA
Molecule: messenger RNA, 297 nt
Organism: Hirsutella rhossiliensis
Lineage: Eukaryota; Fungi; Ascomycota; Sordariomycetes; Hypocreales; Ophiocordycipitaceae
Product: mitochondrial ATPase inhibitor
Exons: 3
Coding region: 1-297 (98 amino acids)
Biological process (GO): negative regulation of ATP-dependent activity
Cellular component (GO): mitochondrion
Molecular function (GO): ATPase inhibitor activity
Source: RefSeq, a predicted model, not a curated record